Molecule: messenger RNA, 969 nt
Organism: Arctia plantaginis
Lineage: Eukaryota; Metazoa; Arthropoda; Insecta; Lepidoptera; Erebidae
Source: the annotation of a GenBank genome assembly
AUGGGCCAUUGUCUAAGCUGUUUCAAAAAUCAAGCUAAUGCUGACAAUUCAACUUCACCUCAUAGAAAAAAAGAGGAGAUGACAGAAGUGGCUGCCCCGGUAUCCGAUUAUCCUCAAGAAGAACCAUUACUGCAUGACAAUCAAAAUAGUAUUAACAAUUAUAGGAAUUCAAGCACUUCACAAGUAACAAAUGAAGUGUCUAGAGAACAGGGCUUAGGAGAGUUAGUCAGUGCUCAACAAAAAUCUAUUUUAAUGUCUGACAAAACACCUAAACCUUUCUACCAGAAAUUGCCUUCAAUACCAAGGACAAUGUCAUCUUUAGGCUCAAAUGAUUGCCGUAUUUCAGAAACAAAGAUCAAUCAGCUGUUUGAUCAGUACAAGGACUCGUUGGAAGAUGCAAUAUUAGCAGAAGGUAUAGAAAAUCUUUGCAAUGAUUUGCAAUUAAAUCCUGAUGAUUUCAAAGUGUUAAUUUUGGCUUGGAAGUUGAAUGCUAGUCAAAUGUGUAGGUUUACAAAAACAGAGUUUAUACAAGGUUUAAAAAAUAUGAAAACAGAUUCCGUCAAAGGUAUACAAUUGAAAUUGACUGAAAUAACCACUGAGCUCAAGAGGGAUACUGAACAUUUUAAGGACUUAUACAGAUUCACAUUUAAAUUUGGCUUAGAUGUAAGUACUGGUCAAAGAAUAUUGCCAACAGAUAUUGCUAUCUUACUGUGGCGUCUAGUCUUCACAAAUAAUGAUCCUCCUAUAUUAGACAGGUGGUUAAUGUAUUUAGAAAAAAAUCCCCACAUUAGAGGCAUUCCAAAAGAUACAUGGUAUAUGUUUUUAAAUUUCUGUGAAUUUAUUGGGGAUGAUCUCACCAGUUAUGAUGAUACAGAGGCUUGGCCAAGUCUUUUUGAUGAUUUUGUAGAGUAUGAGAAUGAUCAAAUGAAUCAAAAUGUUAAGAAGAACGACAUCAAGACAGAAGAUUAA